CCCAAGAUCCCUUCCUCUCACUGCUCUGCUGAAAAAGAGGAGAAAAAAGUGACUGUCUUAGUUAAAAACCCACAUACACCAGUCAGACAUGUCAUUGCCUUCUUAAGACAAUUCUGCACUGUGGUGGGAAAUCCUACGAAGAACCUGGAUGGGAAUGGCUUCUGGAAUUCAAGCUGGUCUGUGACUGUCCGACUGAAGAAAGACCCGUCCACAUCUGAUGGUCUUCAACACUUACCACAGAGAUGCACCUUGGGGAACGCAGAAGCUCUCAUCACUUACUCAGACAUACCUCAGAUCUGCAAAGGAAAUCCAGGCCAGAAAUUCAAGGACUCUCCAAGGAAAACAACCUGCAACCUUCAGGACCAGGAAAACCAUGUUGACCAGGAAUGUCCCAAGAAGAGCCAGAUGCAGAUCAAAAUAAAGCAAGAUAAUAUGGCUGUGUUGUCUUCUAUACCAGUGGAGAUGAGGAACGAACUGCUGGCCGGUGUAGAAUACAUCAAGACUCUUGCAAACAGAUUCCAGAAUCUGGAUCCUGUCAUGGUUGACUUGUUUGGGGAAAAACUAGCAGAGAGACUUUGUCAAAAAUAUACUGGGCACUGGUAUCCUGAGAAGCCCAUGAAAGGACAAGCCUACAGGUGCAUCAGGAUCAACAGACAUGACAGGGAUGAGAGCAUCUUGGAAGCAUGUUCCCAGAGUGGCCUAAAAUAUCAUGAACUGACCCUGCCCAAGGAGAUGACCGUGUGGAUUGACCCUUAUGAAGUCUCCUUCCGGUUAAGAGAAGAGAGUAAUCCGUACACAGUGGCCAGGUUCGAUCCGAGGACUCCUCACCUUCCAGAUCCUUCUUCUAGAGUUCCCAACUCUAGUUAUGCUGAUUGCUCCACACCCACACCAGAAGAAGACAGUUCAAUAGGCAGCUCAUCACUCCCAUCAUCUCCAAGUCUUAAUGGUGAGGACAGUGACAGUGGGAUAGAUGUCAACUGUGAUAGAACUACUACCCCUCCAAUGUCAUGUAGUCCAACAGAGGAGCACAUCUGGAGGAACCCAGCAGUAAAUCAGGACUCUCCUUCCGCCAUAUUCAGAAUGUCGCCCCCUCUCUGGAUUCCAGCAUGGAGGGCUCCCCGGCUCUGCCACCCAGACCCCCAGCAGUUUCACUGGUUGUAGAUACUGUGAGGAGCAGUAAACAUUGGGGAUGUAUAUGUACUGUGUAGACUAUGGGGGUG
Molecule: messenger RNA, 1220 nt
Organism: Bufo bufo (common toad)
Lineage: Eukaryota; Metazoa; Chordata; Amphibia; Anura; Bufonidae
Product: protein BTG4-like
Exons: 5
Coding region: 406-1161 (251 amino acids)
Biological process (GO): negative regulation of cell population proliferation; negative regulation of mitotic cell cycle
Cellular component (GO): nucleus; cytoplasm
Source: RefSeq, a predicted model, not a curated record